Dentiscutata erythropus is the source of this 393-nucleotide messenger RNA. NCBI's taxonomy places the organism in Eukaryota, Fungi, Glomeromycota, Glomeromycetes, Diversisporales, Gigasporaceae. The record is from the annotation of a GenBank genome assembly.
AUGAAUAUCAGACAGGCUACGGCAGAUGAUUUGCUAGCAAUGCAAAAUUGUAAUAUAAUGAACCUUCCCGAAAAUUAUCAAAUGAAAUAUUAUUUCUAUCAUUUGUUAUCAUGGCCACAACUAUCUUUUGUAGCUGAAGAUCACAAAGGAAGAAUUGUUGGUUAUGUUCUGGCUAAAAUGGAAGAGGAUCGUGAAGAAGAACCACCACAUGGUCAUAUAACUUCUCUUUCAGUUAUGAGAACUUAUCGAAGAUUGGGUAUUGCUGAAAAAUUGAUGACUCAAGCUCAAAAGAACAUGAUAGAAGUAUUCAAUUCUCAAUACGUUUCUCUGCAUGUUCGUAAAAGUAAUCGUGCUGCUUUACAUCUAUACAAAGAUACAUUGAAAUUCAGGUAA